AUGUGCGUUGGCCGGGGACAAGAGACGUCGACUCUCCAUGGGACGGGACAGGAAUUGGGUCUCACCCCUGUCAUGGCCUCGAUGGAACCCCGCGGCCUGAACUAUGACGGAGAGCCACGGGGGCCAUCCAAUGCCGAGGAUGCUCCUGGUCCAUGGCCGCCGGGCAAUUUACUGCUGCCGAAUUCUGCCACCGUUGCUGUGCCCAAGCGUGCGGCGAAUGGCAGUCGAGCAGACGCUCCUACUAUUGCCGGCCGCCCAUGGGAACACUUCAACUUGGACAGGGGUUCCCCACACUCGAUACUCGAUUCAGCUGUGUCCCCGUCUGUCCGAGUGUCUGCGUCGUCGGCGUAUACUGUAGCUCUGAGCAAGGCCCGGUCAAACACGGUGCAGAGCAGAGUCACUCGAGGCGAGCAUAGCGGCGCUCACAGGUCGCGACGUGCGUGCGGUUUCAUCGCUGGAUCAUCCAACACUAUCGGCGACCCUGGCUUGUCUGCCGUGCAAUCUGAAGAAUCGGAUGAUCCUCCUCACUUCCUGAGAGGCAAGCAGCUGCUGUCAUCGGCCCUGAUGUCGGAUAGCCAUAUCCAAGAAACGGAACCACAUACUCCUCCAAGGACUCAGAGCAGGCACGACGAAGAUGAAGAUGGACUUGCUACACCUACGUUCUCGUCGCCGCCUGCGUCCCCAUCGGUGAGCCUUCGCUCGUUGCGGAUGUUUCCGCUCUCGCCGCUGCAGCGGCGCUUCUCGGCAUCUUACGCAAGGUCUUCUCAGUCCCCACGCUCAGACGCUGAUGGUGUGAACCAUCGUGAGAUAGAUGCCGACAGCAGGGAUGUUCUCGUUCAAAGACUCAGCGACCUCGCAGUCAGGCUCAACUCGGAUGAUGAAGUACAGGGAAACAGUCUUAACGCCAUGCAUGCUCAGGUGGACGACUUGGAGGCAGUGUUGAGCCGGGAUUCGAGAAGCAGCACAGGGCGCCACAGGAGGAACCACUCUUUCAUUAGCCAAGACGGGCAUGAUCAUGAUGUAUUCUCGGCCACUCUAGGUCAUACAUGGCUUAACUUGCAUCCACCCAACAAGAUAUCGCCGAACACCACAUCCGCGGCGCCUUUGCGGCCUGAAGAAAUAUCUCAAUCUACGAAGGCGGACUCUCAGGGUUCAGCCGUGCCCGACUCGCGGCGUGUGGAGCAUAUUCUGAACGAAGCCAAGAACCUGCAGGAAACUUUGGAGUCCGUUGUUGGCAGUCUCAAGGCACGGCAGGAAGAACAGGAGCACAUUCAUGACUUGCUCAUCACACGGGCUGAGCGAGCUGCUCAGAGGAUCAUCUACCUCGAAGGGCGCGUCCAAGAACUUGAAAAUGAGCGAAAUGAAGGCGAAAUGGAUAUCCUGAAUUUACAAAUCCAGAUGAAGGCAAUCGAGGUCCAAUGCCUCGGCCAUCUGCCCAAGGAUGCCGAUCCGGAGUUGCUCGACAGCAUCGAAACGUGGAAGGCAGAGUGGUCUGCUGUCAAACGCAAGAGAGCGCGCAAGAAAGGGGAGGAACUCGCGGCUUUGAGCUCACCGACUCCCCGAAGCUCUCGCCAUACCGUACUAAGAAGUCACACAGCAGGCUGA
Neoarthrinium moseri is the source of this 1605-nucleotide messenger RNA. RefSeq lists its product as uncharacterized. The record is from RefSeq and is a predicted model, not a curated record. The transcript is spliced from 6 exons. The coding region runs from base 1 to 1605 and encodes 534 amino acids. NCBI's taxonomy places the organism in Eukaryota, Fungi, Ascomycota, Sordariomycetes, Amphisphaeriales, Apiosporaceae.